UGACACGAAACAAAAAAAUUCUGGCGCAACCUGCUGAUCAGCGACUGUUCCUUCGACAGAGAAAGAGGUAGGUACUGGUUGGAGGUGACGUGGAAGAGGUGUGUGUGAAUAUCACGCAGCAGAGAGCGCGCACGUCGUCUCACGUGACUGUGUCUCAUAAUAGAUCGUGGCGCUAGACGGGGAGAGGUCAGUGGGCGAUCAUGUCUUUCAAUGACACCGUGUCAGACAGCCAACUGUCUAAUGUCAGUCUGGGUCUCAGCCAAGACACGACCAACCACAUCUUGAGUGCUGCUGGCUACAUCAACGUCAAUGACUGUGUGACGGAGCAAUACAUCACUGAGUAUGACGAGGGAGAGGAAGAAGAAGAUGGAUAUGGAAUUGAACAAGGUGUGUCCAAGAUUAAAUUGCAAAUUGCUGACCAGCAGAUUUCGUGACUCAAAACUUAGUCUGAACUAAAACUGAUCUACGGCUAGUUAACACAUAGACUGACAUGACAAUCAGUGUACAUACCUUAUACCAUGAGAUUAACAUUUUCCCCCAGGCACAUCAUCUCUGAGCGUGCGUCGAGCUGUUUUUAGUGCCACUACUCAGGUAACCUCUACCUCCAUUCUCUCUAUACCCUGUGGCUUGUGUGUGCCUAUCUUCUUUCCUUCAUCUUUCCUUCAUCUUUCCUUGUUUCACCCCACUCUCCCCACUCUCCCCCGUCUCCCAGAUCUCCCCAGAGUCCGCAGCCUCACAGCAUGUCCACAUACCCUCCUCCCCCCCUACCUCCUCCUACUCCUCCCUACCCAUUACACCAACAAACAGCCUAAUCUCGUGGCCUUCUGCCCAAGUCGGAGGAAAUGGUGGAAUUUCACCAACUAUUCUCGACUCUCCUCCUCUGCCUCCUCUUCCGUACUCCCACAACACCUCCCCUCUCUCCCAUCUCUCCCUCUCCUCUUUCCCUCAACCACCUCACUCCAUCUGUUCCAACCUUCCGUACAACACCUCAAUGAAAGGGAGGUAUGGGUUUGACAUAUCACUGGACACUGCUCAUCCUCAGUACUCCAAGACACCCCACUCCGCCUACUCCAAGAUCACCCAGAGGAUGUACAUCAAGAAAGAUGCCGACAUUCCUCUCUCCUUUACCGUCCAGUCAUUCGAAGGUCUCCAGAGAUGUCGGCUGGUGAUAACAGCCGUCCACAAACAACCAGAGAUGGUGGCAGAGAACCUCCAGUGUUGCAUCAAACAUGUCGAAGAACAGAAGAGAAAUGGUGUUCAUCAUCCGUACCAUUUUGUCAGAUCUCAAAUGGAUGGAUGUGCCUUCUUUGGCAACCCAGUUGCUCCCGAUCAGAGACUGUUCAUCGCACUCCCCUUCAGCAAUCUGCAGAGAUCUGGAGAUUCUCUGUUUACAGCUCUUCUGAAGUUUCCAUGUUUUACGUCAGACUUCAAGAGAGCGGGGCAGUUGGUUCAGCUGAUUUUCAGAGUUGAACUUGAGAGGGAGCUUCUGGGGAGAGCUGUGCUGGAUGUGAGGGUGUGUGCGUCUCCCGGGCGAGACAUGAGUGCGGACGAGAGGCGGGGGAAGGAGGGAGGGAGUGGGGAAGACAGCCAGAGGAGAAGGAGAGGACGGAAGAGAGCUGCCCCCGUGAAGGAGGAGGUGGAGCAGACUACAUUCCCGCCAAGAAAGGUCACGAAGGUCACCAAGACAAAGGAAGAAUAUACAAUCAAGACCUUCCCAGAGAUAUUUCCUCACGUGCUGGAGGCAGUCAAGUUACUGGAGAGGGUGUUCACUGUUCCUCUUAUCCUUCCUGAUGAUCCCGACUCACCUACCAACACCGAGCCUCCACAACUGCACCGCCACGGCUCAGCCUCCUCCAUGGAGAGUUGGCUGGAGGGCCUUGGUCUGGCCCACCACAUCCCCCUCUUCCAUCAAAAGGGCAUCCGCCAAACAUUCCAGGCCCUCUCUGUCACUGACAAUGAGCUGAAGUUGUGGGGCGUGGGAGACAGAGAUAGGCAGACAAUCCUCGAAGGAAUGACCAUCCUUCAGGAGAGAUCGUCUUCCCUCCCUUCCUCCUCCCUGCACACUCUCUCCCAGGCCUACUCCCAGGGAUCCUCUGCAAGUGGCACACAGCCAUUUCCACCAUUCGAGGUCAUUCAGAUUCAGGCACGGAAGAAGACCAUCAGACCACCUCAUUAGAUCAGGACAGGACUUCUCCAAAUUACUCCAACUGAUGAAAUUUGUUUUAAUCACAACAUGUCUCCUCUUUUUACUCCUCAUAUUGUGAUCUUUGACACAACUACUCUCUCCUCUCUCCAAUUGAUUCAUGAUCACAUGUAGCAAUCAUUGUCUUCCUGAUACUCUCUCGUCUGAGAAAACUAGCCAAAACGCAUUUAUAUUAUGUGAAUUUCACAAAUUAUCAAUGAUUAUUCAAGUCGU
Molecule: messenger RNA, 2416 nt
Organism: Geodia barretti
Lineage: Eukaryota; Metazoa; Porifera; Demospongiae; Tetractinellida; Geodiidae
Source: the annotation of a GenBank genome assembly